This is a messenger RNA of Oncorhynchus nerka (sockeye salmon), 2374 nucleotides long. Its product is annotated as tumor necrosis factor receptor superfamily member 1B-like. Gene Ontology annotation, biological process: positive regulation of angiogenesis; B cell activation; response to type II interferon. The transcript is spliced from 9 exons. Bases 125 to 1492 code for a protein of 455 amino acids. Gene Ontology annotation, molecular function: transmembrane signaling receptor activity; protein binding; antigen binding. Lineage: Eukaryota; Metazoa; Chordata; Actinopteri; Salmoniformes; Salmonidae. The record is from RefSeq and is a predicted model, not a curated record. Gene Ontology annotation, cellular component: membrane; CD40 receptor complex; external side of plasma membrane.
GUUUAUCUUGCCGUCGGGGCGGUAAUUCGAGCAUUCUUCUGUAGGCUAGGCAAUCUAUGCGGUUUCAGUAUUAUAUGGACUAUUUUCUCAAGAUCUUAAAGGGGCAAUAAUAAUUGUAUAAAUCAUGAUACUAAGCACUGUCAGUGGCAUCCUUACAGUAAGGAUACUUCUCGCGAUCAUGGUUCAGCCUGUUGAGAACACGGUGUACACUCUGCCAUACACACCAGACUCUGCUGAAGCCUGUCGCAACAAAACAGCUGAAUACUAUAACACACUGAUAAACCUGUGCUGCAGCAAGUGUGCUCCCGGGACACGCCUUAAGAAUGAAUGCAGCACUACCUCAGACACAGUGUGUGAACCAUGUCCCAGUGGCCAAUACAGUGGGACCUUCAAUUACUUCACAAAAUGCUUCAGAUGUCCCAAGUGUUCAGAAGGCAAAGGCCUGCAGUAUGCCCAGGAUUGCUCUAGCACCACCAAAACCCAGUGUAUGUGCCAGACUGGGAAGUUCUGCAUAAUGGAACAACACCCAAACUGUAAGGAGUGUGGCAGUUAUACACACUGCCAGCCUGGCCAUGGUGUUGCCAUAGAAGGGACAACAGAUUCAGAUGUGAAGUGUGCACCAUGCCCUAAUGGAACCUUCUCUGACCAGCACUCCUACACCCAGACCUGCCAGCACCACACAGACUGUGUGUCGCAGAGAAGGGGUGUACUGACUUAUGGUAACACCACCUCAAAUGCUGUGUGUGGACCUAAGGUUAGACCACCGACCCGCCCACCGACCACAAUUCCGACCUCUGGUACAGGGCAUACCACGCCAAGUCUACAGAGCCUGCAUACAGAUGGCAAAUCACCAGGCUUUGACCUUCGUAUAGUUUCAGGUGUUAUCGGAGGUGUUAUCGGAGGUGUUAUCCUGCUGCUGAUCAUAGGCACAGUCAUUUACAAGAAAGCCUUCAUAGGGUCCAGGCUUGUAUCUUCUAUAGAAGAUAGAAAUGGAAAUUGGGAGGCCAUUAAAUUUGAUAGUGACGGACCAAUGGUUCUUCAGAACAGUUCAUUCAUCACUAGCUAUCGGGAACAGCAGCAAUGUUUGAUGGGAAAGGGAAACUGCAGCAAUCCCAGUCAGGCAGAGAACCAGCAAGAUACUAGAAGGACCUGGGUGUCAGAGUGCUCCAACAGCCUGGAGGGCCUGUCAAUAGGCCCCCUUCAGUCCACUCCUCCACAGCCCAGCACCCAGCCCAGCCCUCAACCCACCAGCCCCCAGCCUACCAGUCCCUUGCCAUCUAGUCCCCUAGUUAAUGUCAACAUCACUGUUAACUACCCUGUGACCUUAGGAAAUGGGUCAUGCUCCACACCUACCCGCACCCACAUAGACUCAUCCCAGGCUGACCCUGAGCUCCCUCUAUCAAGGGAGGAGGAGGUGUAUGUCAACAUGCCACAGCAAGAGGGCGGAAAAGAGGCAUUUACGGCAAUACAGGAGAGUGGAAAUGAUGUUUGAGGACUGGCAGCAGAUAGGACAGCACCAGACAAUAGAUUAUGUUUUAAUUAUGUUUUUUCACACUGGUUGUUGUCUCUGUUUUUAUAUGAUUGCUACUACUGUUGCUGACUGAAUUGGUGGAGAGAGACUGCACAGAAUGACUGUUCAUGUGUCUUAGGCAUGGACUUGUCAUAAUGUGCUGUGCUGGAAAGCCUUGAGCACCUGAAUAGAUUGUCAAUGACUGUUCAAAGAAUGAUUGAUAUGUGAGUAAUGUAUGUAAUUACUGUGAAUGUUGUAAAUAUACACUGAAAAAAAAUAUAAACACAACAUGCAACAAAUUCUAAGAUUUUACUGAGUUACAGUUCAUAGAAGGAAAUCAGUCAAUUUGAAUAAAUUAAUUGGGCCUUAAUCUAUGGAUUUUUAUUGACUGGGCAGGGGCGCAGCCAUGCGUGGGCUUGGAAGGGCAUAGGCCCACCCACUUGGGAGCCAGGCCUAGCCAAUCAGAAUGAGUUUUCCCCCACAAAAUGUCACACCCUGAUCUGUUUCACCUGUCUUUGAGCUUGUCUCAACCCCCUCCAGGUGUCACCCAUCUUCCCCAUUAUCCCCAGUGUAUUUAUACCUGUGUUCUCUGUUUGUCUGUUGCCAGUUUGUCUUGUCAAGCCUACCAGCAAGUUUUUCCAUGCUCCUGUUUUUCCUAGUCUCUGUUUUCUAGUCCUCCCGGUUCCGACCUGUUCUGCCUACCCUGACACUGAGCCCUCCUGCCUGACCAUUCAGCCUGCCCUGACCUCGAGCCUGCCUGUCUCCCUGUACCUUUUGGACUCUGACCUGGUUAAUGAACUUCUGCCUGUCCUCGGCCUGCCUAUUGCCUGCCCCUUGUACUUUAAUAAAUAUCAGAGACUCAAA